ACACUAAAAAGAGGCUUAUCCAUUCACAUAGCUUGGCAUCAUUCUGACAGCACAAAGGAACGGCACUGGUUUCUUCUUUCCCCUGACUUUCAGAAGAUGCAGAUUCUCCUGGUGGUGCUGUAUCUCUCCUCCACCAUUUCUGGGAGGCCCUGGUCUCAGAGAAAGUUACCCUGUGAUAUACACUCCGUCAAUAACUCACUGGCAUUUGACUGCUCGGACAAGAAGCUACAUAUGGUACCCAAUGAUAUCAGCUGGAAUGCUACAGAGCUCUAUCUUUCCCACAACAAAAUCAGGAACAUCACCAACUCAUUGUUCUCCAAAUUCCAAAACCUGACUUUGCUAGACCUUGGUUAUAAUAAACUUGGUAAUCUGAAUAAUUACCAAAUAUUCUCCAUUCUAGGUAAGCUAGAACGUCUGUUUCUCGAUGGGAACAAUCUUCAUAAAGUGCCAAUGCCACUUCCAUCCGGACUACAAAUUCUGUGUCUGGGGCACAACAACAUAAGGAGCCUAAAACCGAACGACUUCACGAAUAUACCACAUAUAAAAGUCAUCAAUUUAAAACACAACUGCUAUUAUGAUGGUGCCUAUGUAAGUGCCAGUUGUGUUUCUCUGGACAUAGAAAAACACACUUUCUCCCAACUUACAGAACUGACAAACCUGACCUUGUCAUUUAACAGACUGCAAGCCAUCCCUCCUUUCCUCCCCCAAUCCCUCAAGUACCUCAAUCUUGAACGCAACAUGAUCACGAACAUUACCCAAUAUGACCUGAGUACACUCAUUAAUCUGACAACUCUAGAUCUUUCAGGUAACUGUCCUAUAUGCUCUACUGCCCCAUUUCCCUGCUUGCCUUGUAAUACACAUAACAGAGCACUACAGAUUGACCAAGAUGCCUUCAGGAAGCUCUCCAACCUGAAAGAGCUGAGUUUAUCCGGAAACUCUCUUGAGCACCUACAGACCUCCUGGUUUGAGAACCUCACCAGUUUACAAUAUCUAUACCUCUCAUUCAACCGUCUGGUCGAUGACAUAGCAACUGGAGACUUCCUCGCUUUUUUACCUAGCGUUGAGGUAAUGGAUUUGUCUUUCAAUUAUGCUGAAAGGUCUUCAUAUUCUGUCAACUUGAAUCUUUCCAAAAACUUUUCCAAACUGACGUCUCUCAAGACAUUACACCUAGAAAACUAUGUUCUUUCAACUCUUAAACAAAAUGAUUUGAACCCACUUUACAUUUUAGUUAACCUGUCUGUGAUCAAUUUGGGAACUAACUUCAUUUAUCAGACAAACCUCACAUUGUUUAAAAAGUUUCACAACUUGUCCAGUAUUGGCCUUUCAGAGAACAAACUGAUCUUCCUGUCUAAGAAAGCAGAUGCUUUCUCAGUAUGUGGGUGUGAGUGUGGCUAUGAGCUGAAGAGAGACCGGCUUGGGCCCUAUAUACAUGUAGAUAAACAUUACCGUCACAAUCUACCUAACAUUAAGCCAGAGUGUCUUGCGUAUGGUCCAGUGCUCGACCUGAGCAAAAACAACAUUUUCCAUAUCAACCCUGAUGUGUUACAGGGCCUGAACAACACAGCUUGCCUCAACCUUUCCUCUAAUUCCAUUGCAGACAUGUUCAACGGUACUGAGUUUGGAGGUUUUCCCAACCUUAAGUACUUGGAUCUAUCCCAGAAUAAGAUAUACCUGCGCUCUGAGUAUGCAUUCCGUGAACUACAAAAACUAGAGGUUUUAGAUCUGAGUCAAAAUAAGCAUUAUUUUGUAGUGGCAGGACUGAACCACAGUUUAGCAUUCCUGAAUAACCUGAAUUCUUUGAAGGUUCUGAACUUGAGCUGGAAUGAGAUCAAUAGCCUUUGUCAUGAAAACUUGUCAAGCAGCUCCCUGCAAGAGUUGAUCUUCCAGGGUAACCGACUGGACAUUAUAUGGACAAUUUACAACGAACUUCAUGCACUUUUCAAAAGGUUUGAAAACCUACAUUUCCUGGAUUUGUCAUACAACAAGCUUUCCUACAUCCCUUCUGAUGCCUACAAACAAUUUCCUGUGAUGCUGAGGCGUCUGUCUCUGAGUAAAAAUGGACUGACGGUCUUUGACUUUAACCUGCUCUCAGAACUACGUCACCUAGAAGUGCUGGACCUGAGUAAGAACAAACUGGACUGGGUGGCCAGUAACUUCUCUGCUUUAACCAUCUCACUAAAGAUUCUGGAUCUAAGCCAUAACAGGAUUUCACAGCUAACUCCAGGGUUCCUCAGGGGCACCAAAAGCUUGAAGGAAUUAGACCUUAGUUUUAACCUGCUAGAGCUCAUCAACCAGAGCUUGUUUGAGUCAGGAGCAGAGAACUACCUCCACAAGCUGUCCUUACAGGGGAAUCCACUGCACUGCACAUGUGACUUGAUGGACUUCCAUCUGUGGAUCAGGAACAACGAGGUGGAGAUCCCUCUAUUGGCCACUGCAGUAACAUGCGACAUGCCCUCAGGGAGAAGGGGCAAGUCUGUAUUGAGUUAUGACAUAGAAGAAUGCAUGAAUGACAAAAAUGCUAUGGCCUUUUCUGCCAUCAUGUCGUUUCUUGUUAUUCUUAUUCUGUUGGUAUCUCUCAUUGCACAUCUUUUCUACUGGGACUUGUCCUAUAUUUUGGACUACUGUAGAGCCAAGCUUAAGUACUACCGUCGCUUACUGCCGACAAACUGUGCGUACGAUGCCUUCAUCAUGUAUGACACUGCAGACCCACUGGCCUCAGACUGGGUGUUAAAUCACCUAAGGGUGGAGCUUGAGGAGCGAGGAGAGAUUUUUCGUCCACUCUGCCUAGAAGAACGUGAUUGGAUGCCAGGAACAACUAUCAUGGACAACCUGUCCAACAGUGUGCGGAAGAGCAGGAAAACAGUUUUUGUGCUGACGGAGGGUUUCUUUUCACGUGGCGUGGUCCAAAUGGCUUCCCUGCUGGUGCAGCAGCGGCUGGUGGAGGAGGGCGUGGAUUCCAUGGUGCUGUUGCUGCUCCAGCCACAGGUCCUGCGACGGUCACGCAUCCUCAGCCUGCGCAAACGCCUCUGCAGGCGUAGUGUUCUGGAGUGGCCCGUCAAUGCCAGUCCAGCUGCCCAGCGCUGGUUCUGGCACCAGCUGAAGAGAGCUAUUCGGAAAGAUCAGACUGCCACGCACACAUCACUGCACAGAACAUACUUCACGGAUGGUGAACCCAGGGACAGGGAAUGACCUUAGUCCGAGGCUGGAAUUCAUGGACAGGAAGUGACCUGACGACAGCUAUAAUUCAUUAGUUGUAUAAAAUGCAGUGUAGAAUCCACAAUGUAAUUUCAGAAGUGUGAAUUGGGGCACAAUUCAACAGUAGCUUUUAGUUGCAUGGCAGGUGUUUUUGACACACGGGUGUAGCUUUGCAACAACCAUACAUGAAGCUGAUCACCGAUUUCACAGAUCUGAUGUAAUUAUACCUCAGACACCCUAGCUGUGUAGGCGAAAACCCUAGCUGUGUAGGCACUGGUUACAAUUAUUUAGUCGUAAGUAAAAUAACAUAAAUCAUUCAUGAUCAGCUAGACAGGAGUAAACAUUGUAAGCAGCAUACCCAUUCACUUCAUUUUGAUAGGCCUAUUGCAUUCUGCAGUCAUGCAUAAGGAAGUACUCAAAAGCAAGUAGUUGAAUCCCCCCUAGCAGUUUUUCACAAUUCCUAAGACACAUUUCUUGAAACCUUCACCUAUUUUCUCAAAACUUUAAACACAGAUUCAGAUCUUCAAAGUUCAUUCACAAAACCCCUCACUCUUCUUUCAAAAUCAAACACUCGCCUCAAAACCAUAUAAUCUGCGCUCAUAAUCAAACAAUGAUUUUAGAUCAUACACACAGCCAGUCAAUAUCAACAUAAUACAGAGCAUUCAUUAGACACUCAAUAAAACAAGAAACCAGGAAAGCCUAGUUCAGCCGGCCUGCAAUAAAAAGCAUUUAUUGUUGUUGCCCUCCCGAGACAAGAACCCAGAUAACCCAUAUUAAACUGGUGUCUUUAACCACUACACCACCAAGCUACAUGUCUGCUGAGUGUCGGUAUAGCUUAUUGACAUUACAUAAUUCUGUCACGCAUUAACAUUACAGCAAGUUUUAAUAUUUCUUUAGAUAACAUUUCUUAUUAAGUUUUC
Molecule: messenger RNA, 4115 nt
Organism: Esox lucius (northern pike)
Lineage: Eukaryota; Metazoa; Chordata; Actinopteri; Esociformes; Esocidae
Gene: tlr8b
Product: toll-like receptor 8b
Exons: 2
Biological process (GO): toll-like receptor signaling pathway; defense response to virus; positive regulation of interleukin-6 production
Cellular component (GO): plasma membrane
Molecular function (GO): pattern recognition receptor activity; protein binding
Source: RefSeq, a predicted model, not a curated record